Gossypium raimondii (Peruvian cotton) is the source of this 579-nucleotide messenger RNA. RefSeq lists its product as uncharacterized. The record is from RefSeq and is a predicted model, not a curated record. NCBI's taxonomy places the organism in Eukaryota, Viridiplantae, Streptophyta, Magnoliopsida, Malvales, Malvaceae. Bases 1 to 579 code for a protein of 192 amino acids. The transcript has a single exon.
AUGGGCACUUCUCGAGGUCUCAAAGUUUGCUGUGCGGUGACUGCAAUUUUCAUAGUUAUGAUUGCUAUAAUUUUCACUAUUUUGGCCUUUACUGUUUUCAAACCCAAGGACCCAGAAAUCACAAUUUACCCUCAAGGCCUCGAAAACAUUGGUUUUGGUCUAGGAGGGAUUUCGAAUUUAAGCACAGCAAACGUUAACGUCUCGGUAGCGAUGAUCGUCGCCAUUAACAACCGUAAUUAUGGGAGCUUCAAGUUCAAGAACGCAACGGCUUUUGUAAACUAUCGUGGGGAUGUGGUUGGCACGGUUCCGAUCGAGCAAGCGCGGGUUCCCGCACAUGGGAAGCUGAAUAUCAGCACUGUCGCGGCUUUCAUGAUGGAUCGGUUGACUGCAAACGCUUCGUUUUGGGAGGAUGUUUUGGCGGGUUCCGUCAACUUGUCGACGGAUGCGACGAUGCAUGGGAAGGUGACCAUGUUUAAGGUUUUCAAGAUUCAGGCAUCGGUUCCUAGCAGAUGUGAUAUCUCCCUUUUUAUCCAAUCUCAAAGCGUUGAGUCGAUUUGUAAGACCAAAAUUAAGCUCUAA